CCAUCAUUUUUGGUCAUAGAAAAGAAAACCCCAUAGAAUCCCUAGGUUACUCUCUUAUCAUCGCAUUCGCUGCCGAUCUUUUCUGCCCCAUUGUCCUGCCACCCAUUCGGCUUCGUAUAUGGCACAAGGCGGCGAAUCUUCCUCGAACUCAUCCGGUUCCUCUGGCGACGACCAUAACACUACAACUCCUGCUACUGACCCGCCGUCGAUCGGUGCAGUCACCCACAAAAUCCACGAGUCGCUCUCGUUGACGAAGCGGCACCGGUUCUGGGAAACUCAACCCGUUGGUCAAUUCAAAGAUCUCGGUGAUUCCUCCAUUCCCGAAGGACCGAUUGAGCUCCCUACCCCGGUGUCGGAAGUAAAAAAGGAACCAUACAAUCUCCCCUCCCUUUACGAAUGGACGACAUGCGACAUCGAAGACGACGCCACAGCCACCGAGGUUUACAACCUCCUUACCAACAACUACGUCGAGGACGACGAGAACAUGUUCCGAUUUAACUACUCCAAGGAAUUCCUCAACUGGGCUCUCCGCCCUCCGGGUCACUUCGCGUCAUGGCACAUCGGCGUACGCGUCAAAGCCAACAAAAAGCUUGUUGCUUUCAUCACCGGCGUCCCCGCGAGGAUCCGCGUGCGCAACGAUGUGGUUUUGAUGGCGGAGGUAAACUUCCUCUGCGUUCAUAAGAAGCUGAGGUCCAAGCGGCUUGCGCCUGUACUUAUUAAGGAGGUUACACGAAGAAUCCAUUUAGAAGAUAUCUGGCAAGCAGCUUAUACUGCCGGUGUUGUCCUUCCGACGCCGAUUGCAACCUGCCAGUAUUGGCACCGAUCGCUUAAUCCUAAGAAGCUCAUCGAUGUGGGUUUCUCUAGGCUUGGGGCGAGGAUGACCAUGAGCCGUACAAUUAGGCUGUUCAAGCUGCCGGCAUCACCUGUUACCCCUGGGUUCAGAAAGAUGGAGCUCCGUGACGUUCCAGCAGUGAUGAGACUGCUGAGGGAUUACUUGUCUCGGUUUGCUGUUGCACCUAGUUUUGAUGAGAUGGAUGUGGAGCAUUGGCUUCUUCCCAGGGAGGAUGUGGUGGAUUGCUACUUGGUAGAGAGCCCUGAGAAUCAUGAGAUAACUGAUAUUUGUAGCUUCUACACUCUGCCAUCUUUGAUACUUAACAACUCUAACUACUCAACCUUGAAGGCCGCUUACUCAUUCUAUAAUGUGGCAACAAAGACUCCUUUGCUGCAGUUGAUGAAUGACGCCCUUAUAGUGGCUAGGCAAAAGGACUAUGAUGUGUUCAAUGCGCUGGAUGUCAUGGAGAACGAGUCCUUUCUUAAGGAUCUGAAGUUUGGGCCAGGAGAUGGAAUGCUACAUUAUUACUUGUACAACUAUCGACUUAGACAUGCUCUAAAGCCUUCAGAACUUGGUCUAGUCCUCUUAUAGCCUUUGAUCAUCAUGCUUUUAAGUUUGAAGCGCCGCAAUAUUACCUCUUUAGCAUCGCAGCACCGAUCAAGUCAAAGUGCUUUUGGCAACUUUCUGUUAGUAUUUAGAAUCAUCAAAAUCCCAAGCAUAUCAA
Phalaenopsis equestris is the source of this 1556-nucleotide messenger RNA. Its product is annotated as glycylpeptide N-tetradecanoyltransferase 1-like. Gene Ontology annotation, molecular function: glycylpeptide N-tetradecanoyltransferase activity. Lineage: Eukaryota; Viridiplantae; Streptophyta; Magnoliopsida; Asparagales; Orchidaceae. The transcript is spliced from 2 exons. Gene Ontology annotation, biological process: N-terminal peptidyl-glycine N-myristoylation. The coding region runs from base 119 to 1423 and encodes 434 amino acids. The record is from RefSeq and is a predicted model, not a curated record. Gene Ontology annotation, cellular component: cytoplasm.